Wasmannia auropunctata (little fire ant) is the source of this 726-nucleotide messenger RNA. RefSeq lists its product as uncharacterized. Gene Ontology annotation, biological process: sensory perception of smell; detection of chemical stimulus involved in sensory perception of smell. Gene Ontology annotation, cellular component: plasma membrane. NCBI's taxonomy places the organism in Eukaryota, Metazoa, Arthropoda, Insecta, Hymenoptera, Formicidae. Gene Ontology annotation, molecular function: odorant binding; olfactory receptor activity. The record is from RefSeq and is a predicted model, not a curated record. The transcript has 6 exons. The coding region runs from base 1 to 726 and encodes 241 amino acids.
AUGAUUUUGAAGGUCAAGAUCAACAUCAAUGGACAAGAACUUACGGAUCAUCAUGAUCAUAUAUUCUUCACGGUGUACAAUGUUCGAUGGUACGUAGCACCACUACACGUACAGAAAUUGAUAUUGUUUCUGCUGCAAAGAAGUAGUAGAACUCUCGUUUUUCAGCUAGGCGGAAUGUUUGAUUUGUCUUUAGAAUUUUUUGCCACGGUGAAGGAAUCUUUAGAAGAGCUUCAGCAUGUCUACAAUGAGUUGGAAGAUGAAAGUGAAAUAGCUAUCGUAGAGAAGUAUGGAGAGAGCGCGAAACGUAUUACGGCCUUAAUUGUUUUCCUUCAUUUAUGCAACACAAUUGUUUUUAUGUCGCUGUCAAUUUUGCCGUAUACUCCUGGUAUUGUCUUCAUAAAUGAUUUGCUACUACGUCGCUUACUUCAAAGCGUUAUGCCUGUAUAUUAUGUUAACGAAGAAAAAUAUUUUUAUCUACUUGUACUACAUUUGAAUGCAGCGAUUCAAAUAGGUGGAACUGCAAUAGUAGCAACAGGAACGCUGCUCUUAGGUUAUUUUAAACAUGCCUGUGGAAUGUUUAGAAUCGCCAGUUAUCGUAUCGAGAAAGCACUGAUGAUAAAUAUGGUAAAAAAUAAUGGUUUGAAGAACGAAAUUGUAGACUGUAAAGAAAUUAUUUUUGCGGUAGAUAUUCAUCGUAAAACUGUCAAGUUAGUAUUUAUCUAUUAA